GAAACCUGUAAUACCGUGUUACCAUUUGCCAUCCCAUCGAUUACUUGUCAAAUCUGAUUGUUUUUCAAUGUGGUUUUUUAAAAAAUUGCUAAUUAGUCGAAAAUGUCUUGCCAAAUUAAUGUGACGGCCAACAUAGCGGACGUUCCCGCGAUACGCAGGUGUCUUUUUCCAACUGAUGAUUCAAGGGGUUCUGAUAGCUGGUUGCAGUUGUGCGAAUUGUCGGUUUCCCCAACGGGUGAUGUAAUUGCACUCGCAAAUGACCGUAGACUUGUUAUUUUGACCUCAAAAUGGGAUACUAGUAGCUCACUAAGUCAAUUUCAAAUCACCUAUUCCGGCUCUGUGCAUGAAAGUGACAACAUUAAAUCAGUCAUUUGUGUUCCUGUUGUAAGCCAGACUAAAAGCUCACAUAUUGUCCCUGAUUGGACUUGCAUUUUGCUAGGAUUCGAGUCAGGUUUUGUACGCUUUUAUACCGAAAACUGCGAGCUGUUAUUAGAGGAACAGCUUCACAAUGAAGUAAUUACGAGUAUUAAAUGUCGGAGCCAACACAACCCAAGGCCUGACAUUGCCCCAGAUCUGCACCCUGAGGAGAUUUACGUACAAUACCAAAGCACGGUUUGUGUCAUUUCAGGAAACCAGUUAUUUCCGAUUUUGAGAUCUUGCCGCAGCGAUUUGGCUAAAGUCCAAGCCAAAGGCGAUAGUUUGGAGCUGACUCAGGGCAAUCUGGCCCCCAAAAAAUGGGGCUUCCAGGACCAGGCCACCAUCAACGACAUCGCGGUGGUUGGGGUUAAUUUGCACGGGACUUUUGACCACCUACUUACAGCCUCAACCUGUGGCGGCUUUGACACCAAAUACCGCUCGCAAGCCCCCUACAAUAACCUUGUCUUGGCCGCGGGCUCGCGCCCUUUUGUGGGGUUCCACUACGCGCUGGAGGGGUGCCCCCAGCCCGUCUUCAGCGACGUGGCCAAAGCCGUCGCCACCAAAAUCAAAUCUGCGCUACCGGGCUGGCUUACGGGGAAUAAGGCCUCAGUGGACAAGCAAAUGACGGUGGCAAUGCAGCCUGCAGAAAGCAUGGGCUGCCGUUUCGGCCUCUGCGAUUUGCGCCGCAUUUCCACAAAUAUCGUCCUAUCCCCAGAUCAUAAAUUAGCAGCGGUGUCGGACGCCUUAGGACGCGUGAUCUUGAUGGAUGCGUUCCGAGGCGUCACUUUGAGAAUUUUCAAAGGCUACCGGGAGGCCCAGUGCUCCUUCAUCCAAGUCCCGGACGAAAGACACUCAAAGCACAGGAUCGGGAAUAAAGUCGCGUUGUUUCUCGUGAUUUACUCGUCAAAGAAAGGAACCGUUGAGAUUUUCACGGUGCAACAGGGCCAAAAAAUUUGCACCUUUUCGGCCUCGAAGUUCAGCCGUCUCGUUUACAACAAUUACGGUCUCAUGGGGUUCACAAUCACCUCAAAGUCGCGGUUUGUCUGCCAGUUUGACACUGUUCUAAUUGACAACGACGGCCAAAUCAAGGAGGUCUUAAUCCCGUUUCAUUUCGCCUUAAGUGAGAAAAAUAAUAAAAGGGCUCGUGAUAUCCACCUGUUCAAGAAAUUGAGACAGUUGUUGAAACAUAGUGAUUGUGAUAGGGAGACGCUCGAGAGCGAGACGUUGAAAAUUAGCGCGGAAAUCAAAACCGUUGAGUUGAAACUGCAAACUUUAGAACUGCUACAAAGCGAUAACAAUCUCCCCGCGGAGAUUAUCCUAAAAUGUGUUCAAUUGUUCAUAGAUAGUUCCGAGCCGGAAGCGGAUAAUUUACGAAUCGUUGCGGAAAAUACUCGUGUUUUGUUGAAUUUCUACCUGUUUGUGAAACAUCAAGGCGUGCAAGAGUCGGGGGAAAACCCUACGAGAAUUAACCUCGAGACGAAGCAAUUAGGCAACUUGCAAAAACUCCUAGACUUGAGCACCCUCAAGGAGCACAAACCCGGAGCGCGAGUGGCGUUCCAACAGCCCGAGUUGUCACCGUCCGAGUUCCUAUCAGCGUUCGAUUUGAGCAAUUCCAUGGGCUUGCGGCCCGGAAUCGACCUGUUCCGGGUCUCGGAUCUGGUUUUCGGGAAGUACCUCCAAAGCCCGGACUUUGACGGGUUGUUGGAACAACUCCAAAGUUGCAGAAUCCCGCCGCUGGAUUUGUUCCAUUUGUUGGUCUAUUUCUGGGUGAAUCGGCCUCUUGUCACCGAGUUGGAAACCGAGAUGAAUAAUUUGUUCCUGUUGGUGGAGAUUUUGGUGAAAAGUGCCAAACACGAGGAGUGCUUUUUGUGGGGAAAAGUCCGGGAGUUCUUGGCCGAUUCUGCCAAGCCGUUCCGGGCGCUCACAGCCGCCAUUGUGUGUAAGUUAGUCUCGGGCCAAAUGGAGGCGAGCCCUGACGACGAGAGCUUGGAAAUUUUGUCACAGGAGAGUAUCGAGUGGACUUUGUUGAUUGGAAAACUGGAGGAUGUGUCUCUCUUGAACAUAGUUUUGGCGAACCAGCCGGUGGCGAGCUUCGCCACUUUGCCCAAGCUCAAGCACGACCAUAUCGAGAUCAGUCUGAAGUAUAUCCUGGAAAGGGGCAAAGGCUCGGUUAGCGAGCUGGUGGCCCGCUGGCUGACCUUCAGUGGCGUUGACCCGGAAAACAUCGUUGUUAACGACCUCCUGCUUAGGAAAAGCCAAGACAAUAACUCCAACUCUUCGUCUGACAAUGACGACGACGACGAACUGCCAGAACAGGAUAUCAUGCCCCACAAAAUCGACCAAGUCCAGUCGGAGCCGGUUUUCGAGCGUCUGAACUUGCUCAAGUCGCAGUUUCCGUACAGUCUGGAGGCCGGCAUACUCCUCACUAACAUGUGUUGGGAGUAUGCCCUCGCCUGGCAAAAAAACAUCGAAGACCUGGGCAACCUAGAGGCUUGUAUUAAAUGCCUGACGCACGUCACCAACCCCCACAUCCGCGAGGGCGUCUUUAACCUCGUCUGGAACACGCACUUGAAGAUCAUCUUCGAAAGCGCCUCCAAGCUGAUCAACAAAGUCGGGAAACUGCCCAAAGAGCGCUUGUGCAAGCAAGACACCGGUCUGUCCGACUACCAAGUUGCGAUUUUCCUGGGCAUUACCACAAAUUUCCUGGACAGUUACAUGGCGGCGGUCCAGGAGAGCCACGGUUCGCUUAAACCGAUCCUGAACUUCGAGCCGAUUUGGGAAAACGGGCCGCAGCCGCUCGUCGAACUGGCCCUUCAGCAGAACGCGAUCAACUACGAUCUGUUGCAUCUGCACUACCAGUUGAGUCUCACCUUGCAGAUGAUCACCGCCUUUUCAAUCAAACACUCGAAACCGCUGAACAACCUGUUCGAGAGUUACAUGAUUGGGAUGUUCUUCACCGACUUUCAAACCAAAGCUCAGAUCAACUGGAGCUACACGGACCCCAGAGUGCAGCUCUCCCGCACCCAGUUUUUGUUCAAAGUGAUUUCGGCAAGUCUGGAAAGUGUGACCAUCAAUGAGAGUAAAAUCUACGCAGCGGAUCACAUCAGGUGGAUGGCCAAGUGUCUGGAAAUCGCCAAGUUGUGGAAUUUGGACUUGGACGCGCUGCGACGCUUUGAGCUCGUGCAGAUUUACACGAACGGGUUGGAUAGUUUCGGGGAUGAGGUGUUUAGGGGGAUUGAGGAGAAGAGGAAACUGGGGCCAGAGUUACUCGCAAUCGCGGGGAAAAGGCUGUCACAGUUUCUGACGACUUCGCCCAAUUUGUGUCAGAAUGUUACAGCGCUGAGUACCGUGGUCACCCGCUAUAUGGAUCAGUUGAAUGGGGACUGGUGCGCGCCCAGUGGCCUGGAUGGGAUCGAGAAUUUAGCCAAUCGUAGUCUUUCAUGUUUAGACGAGACUCAACACGAGUAUAAAAUAGCUGAAUUGUUACUAGAUGGCUGUAAGACGUUACAAAGUAUUUACAAGAGCAAUUAGGUUUUUUAUUCGACUUUUUAAUUUUAUGUGAGUUAUAUUGUUAAGAAAUCUAUUUAUAUACCGAUACCAUUGUGAUUUACCAAUAAAAGUUUGAACGAAAA
Messenger RNA from Tribolium castaneum (red flour beetle), 4049 nucleotides. It is a transcript of the gene Rab3-GAP, whose product is annotated as Rab3 GTPase activating protein. The transcript has 6 exons. Lineage: Eukaryota; Metazoa; Arthropoda; Insecta; Coleoptera; Tenebrionidae. The record is from RefSeq and is a predicted model, not a curated record. Bases 103 to 3948 code for a protein of 1281 amino acids. Gene Ontology annotation, biological process: regulation of GTPase activity. Gene Ontology annotation, molecular function: protein binding.